AUGGACAGAGCUACUCCCGAUGGCUCGGAUAGUGGCUCUGGAAAUGUCUUCAUCGGACAGGACACCUUCUCGCAGAAGUAUCCUACCAUCCGCUGUAUUCCUCCGUGCAACUUCAUCUUUCCUCCCAUAACCCUGUCCUCCGCCACGACGAUCUCUUUUGAGCUGUAUAAAACCUCACUAGAGGUCGUAUGGGUCACAACAACGGCGACUACUCUCGAAGAAGGCGUCGUAUCCACCUCGAUAGGAUACUCUUGUACAAUUCAAACCACUACGUUGACCGUGCCGCCGGUGACUACCACGGCGAUCGACGCCUGGAACUGGAAUAUUACCAGCACUCGGCCCCAAAAUCCCGUUUACAGACUAGGUAUCAAGCAGCAUCCUGCCUCCACCGUUCCGCAUUACAAAUGA
Messenger RNA from Aspergillus melleus, 408 nucleotides. RefSeq lists its product as uncharacterized. The transcript has a single exon. NCBI's taxonomy places the organism in Eukaryota, Fungi, Ascomycota, Eurotiomycetes, Eurotiales, Aspergillaceae. Bases 1 to 408 code for a protein of 135 amino acids. The record is from RefSeq and is a predicted model, not a curated record.